AUGGUCUUCCUCCCUCCGCCACAUCUAGCUUCAGCUUCACGGCCAUCGUACGCAGAAGCCUACGCCGACAUCCUAGCCACUCACCGCCGCUUCCCCCUCGUGUCCGCCGCCUCCGUCACGAUCCUCGUCGCACCAGAUGUCGACGCGCUUUGUGCCGCUCGCAUGCUCGCGGGUCUGUUUCAACAGGACGAUGUCACACAUAAUGUAAUUCCCGUGUCAGGUAUAGCAGAACUGGAACAGAUGCGGGAAACACUGAUGACCUCGAACGAGCUUCACACCCUCAUACUAGUCAACAUGGGUGCAAUCCUGGACUUGCCAUCGGACGAGUGGUUCGGAGACUUUCCGAACCGACUACGUGUUCAUAUUAUCGAUUCAAGUCGACCGUGGAACUUGUCAAGUUUGUUUGCGGGAGGGGAGAACGGAGAGCGAAUAUAUGUAUGGGAUGAUGGAGGUGCGGAGAAACUCGAGGAGGAACGAAAAGCAUGGGAGAUGAUUUCGUACGAGCCAGAAGAGGAUUCGGAUGAAGACUCGGACGAAGACGACCCGCCAGAUAGCUUAGAUGACGAUGAAUACGAAGAAGGUAGCUCGUCAGGGAAGCGGAGAUCACUAGGUGACGGACCUCGGAGCCCUGGUAAACGACGCCGAGUAGAUGGACAGCGGCCACAUCGAAUAUCACGCGACGAGCGGGAAGACUAUAUGGAGCGUUUGAACAAACACUAUGCAUCAGGCACCUGGUACGGUCAGAGCGCGUCGGGCACGGUGUAUAUCCUCGCCACAGUCCUCGAGCGUGUAGACAAUGACCUUUUAUGGCUGGCGAUAUUAGGUUUAACAUACCAAUACACCUCAUGUCGAAUAUCCCGAGACGAGUACGAUAAAUAUUGUAGCAUCUACAACGACGAAGUAGCGCGACUGAACCCUCCCCCACCACCGAACGACACCCUCGGUUUCGCUUCUCUCAAUGCAGACGAUAAAUCUCUCCGCGUCACGGACGAACUCCGGUUCGCUCUCUUCCGACAUUGGACGCUUUACGAUGCUAUGUAUCACUCGAGCUACGUCGCCAGCAAGCUUGGGAUCUGGAAAGAACAAGGUCGUAAGCGGCUGACGGGUUUGCUUGCGAAGAUGGGAUUCUCUACUUCACAAACUCAACAACUGUAUGCACAUAUGGCCAUGGACCUCAAACGCGAACUGCGGGGCAAGCUAGAAGCCAUCGCCCCAGAAUAUGGCAUGGUCGAACUAUCUUACCCUUCGUUCGUACGAUGCUAUGGCUAUUACACCCAACCACUCGCAGCAGCCGACGCCGUGGAAGCUCUGAACUCGCUACUUGACGCUGCGACCGGCGUGCCAAUGGAGGUCGAGAUUGUCGGAGCAAGGAACGGAGGGGAGUGGUUCGGUGGCGGACAUGUGUGGCAUGCGGGCGGGAGAUGGGCUACUGAGACGGCGGACAAGAUUAAAGAGAAACAGAGAGGCAGAGAGGGCAAUGCAGAGGAUGCGGCGUUGGAUGGUGACACGGACCCUGAAGAGGAUGGCAAGUCGAAUAUGGCGAAGAACUUCUGGAGCGCUUUUGAUGCGCUAGACGAUAUUGAACGACUACAUCAAUCGCUUCAGCUCGCCAUGGCAGUCCAACGUGCCAUCAUCACCACAGGCUCCUCCAUCAUCGACAGGCAAGACAUCCGGAGGACGAAAGGUCAACACAUCGUCACGCUCAAACAAGGCUCCAACCUCGAACUCUUCGCCCGUCCGGGCGUCCUCCUACGUCUGGGUCUUUGGCUCGUGGACGCCUUGCGGAACAGUAAGGGUGCGGACGAUAUAGGGAGGAAGAGGAAGAAGAGCAUACCGAUCAUUUUGGCGUGCUUGAAUGAGAAGGCGAAGACAUACACUGUCGUUGGUAUCAAUGCGGCUCUCGACUUCGGAGAUGUCAAGAAAAAUGACUUCGGCCUGUUAUUUCUGGAUGCGAAAGAGGAGACGGGAGCAAGAACACGGCAUGGCUCGUUCGAUACGAGUGUCCUGGAGGUCAACGAGACGGACUUCGAGGCGUUUUUGGCGGAAGUGUCUCGGAUUCGGUCUGAGAGGUAUUGA
Molecule: messenger RNA, 2076 nt
Organism: Stereum hirsutum FP-91666 SS1
Lineage: Eukaryota; Fungi; Basidiomycota; Agaricomycetes; Russulales; Stereaceae
Product: CDC45-like protein
Exons: 8
Coding region: 1-2076 (691 amino acids)
Biological process (GO): DNA replication initiation; mitotic DNA replication preinitiation complex assembly; double-strand break repair via break-induced replication
Cellular component (GO): DNA replication preinitiation complex
Molecular function (GO): chromatin binding; DNA replication origin binding; single-stranded DNA binding
Source: RefSeq, a predicted model, not a curated record